UCUGAAUGCGGUAAUUGGUUUCUCAGGAAUCGAGAGCUGACUCUUGACAACACUCUCCUGCUUGUUCCUUCCAAUAAUAUUAAACAGCACUUGCCCUCACGUCCUCAAUACGACGUCAUGUCUUAAAGAAACCGAGAUAAAGAUCACUAAAAACAUUAUUGGCUGAGUGGAGCGGUUGUAAUAACACAACCACUUUCGUCGAAUCUGAUGCUAAUUUUCCUCUUGGAGAGACGAUAAUUUCAUCGUCGGGUGCCAAAACUAGGUGACAACAAUAACCCUGCUGAAAUUGUCCGGUCUGAGAAAACAGAUUUUGAAUUAAGUGAGCGUGUCUUAUGCUGAUUGGUCCUAUGUGAGACGGAGAUUUUCAUGAACUUAAAGAAGAAGUUUUUCACCAUCGUGCAUUCAAGCAUUAUGUGAUAUCCAGAAUAUGUUUGGAUCUUUCUUAGGUUGGUCAGGCAUAUUCAUCUCUUGCCGAACCACCGUCCACCGACCAAAAAUUUAAUAUUCAGGAAGAAAUUGAUUUGUUUUUUCACGACGGAUUCCAUUAAAACUCGUUUUAGUCGUGACAUGGGACUUCUGGAAGGUUCGUGUUCAUAAAUGAUUCUUGCCAUGAUUCUUGUUGUUGAUGAUAUAUCUACUACCCUGCCAUUUCUGUUCGAAUUCCCGACGAAGAGAAAAUCGAAUGACUUACUGUAACUGAUUUCAGUGAAACCUGUUCAUCGACUUAAUAACUCGAACUAUUCUUUCGACUCGCCUGAGGCUAGCUAAUCGAAAACUGUUAUCUUGCAUUACAUUCAGCUUUUAUUUCAGCAACUUGAUAAGUCAUACCCUGUCAGCUCCGCUUGUAUCAGGAAUUCUGAUUGAAGAUGAAUUCAUCUUCGUCCAAUUCAUCUUCAGAGAACUAUUCCAUAGAGAGCGUGGUGGAUAUUGUCCAUUUUGCGGUGUGUGUCUUCAUCACGCUGGUCAGUUUUCUUGGGAACACUUUUGUCAUCUUGGCAAUUGUCAAGAACCCUAACCUUCGCACGGUGUCCAAUUACUUCGUGAGUUCUCUUGCAGUUACAGACAUCUUAGUCUCCAUCUUCAUCUUGCCUCUAGGUCUCCAGUUGCUCUUCCUCAGACGAUGGUACAUCGGAAGGGUGGUGUGCACGCUUUGGGUUAGUCUGGAUGUUCUUCUGAUAACGGCAUCCAUUCUGAGUCUUUGCGCCAUCUCCAUCGACCGUUACCGAGCCAUCAACCAACCUGUCAAAUACUCCGUGAGACGGACCCCGACUUUAGCAGGCAAAAUUAUAGGAGCAAUUUGGUCGACGUCCUUUCUUGUCAGCGUGCCAUCCGUAUUCGUAAUCGACUACUCGAACGAGGAACUACAGUGUGGUCUGAAGAGGAAUGCUGCAUUUGCCGUUUGCUCCUCUUUUGUUUCCUUCUACGGUCCUCUCUUUGUCGUGCUCUUUGUCUACGUGAAGAUCUACCGAGCAGCCAAGAAACGCGCCAAAAUGGUCGGUAACAACGCGGCCUCCAUGGCCGAGUACUCGGUUGAGAUGAAGCCUCAGCUCCAGCGGCAGACGACUCUCCAAAGACUCCGAUCAACGCUUUCCCGCGCAAAUGUGUUCCAGGCAGGAUCGCAGAAUUCAGGAGGGACUUCGUCGUCUGGUAACACGAACAGGAUUUCGACGACUCGUGAGCGGAAAGCGGCUAGAACGAUUGCGAUCAUCGUCGGCGUCUUCAUAGCAUGCUGGUUACCUUUCUUUGUCAUGCAUGUCACGUUGUCUGUUUGUGACACUUGCAACGUUUCAGAACGAGCUUACAUCAUCAUAUCAUGGAUUGGCUACUGGAACAGUGCACUGAAUCCGAUAAUUUAUACACUGUUCAACAAAGAUUUCCGGCGAGCUUUCAGUAAAAUGUUAAGGUGCAAAUUAGCACUGAUAUUCUUUAUUACAAAAAAUCUUGGUCGACCUGAAAUGGAAACACCCAGCGAUUCAACGGAAUCAUCAAGUGUCUUAAUGACGACAUGGACUGCUUUUAAGAUAACCAUUUAUGUUGUCAUCAUGAUAACCGCCAUCAUUGGAAAUUCUAUGGUCUUUAUUGCCAUAGGAUCGUUUCAGAAUUUGAGAACAGUAUCCAACCAGUUCGUUUUAUCACUUGCGACGUCCGAUUUUGUUGUGUCUCUUGUGAUCUUACCCUUUUCUGUCCAGGAAGCCUACUAUAGUCAGUGGUACCUUGGAAAUGUCCUCUGCAGGUUCUGGCUUGCAUGUGAUGUCCUCUUCGUCACGAUCUCCAUCUUCAAUCUGGCAGCGAUCUCUAUCGACCGGUACCGCUCCAUAAAGAACCCGCUCAAGUAUUCCCUCAAACGCACCAACCGGAUGGCGUACAAACACAUAGCAGUUGCCUGGCUGCUUUCGCUUCUUGUCGGUGUACCUCCUUUCUAUUUUUCUGCAUAUCAUGACAACAGUUGUUACCUGAAACUAUUUCCGUACUUCAUCAUUCCUGCCACCACGAUAGGCUUCUUUUUGCCCUUAGCUAUAGUUAUUUUCACGCAUACGCGCAUCUUUUGGAUUGCCAAGAAACACGCGUCUCGAGUGUCCCACGGACCCGGAACAGUUUCAGAAGGCACCGGAAGUGAUCCAACCCGCAGGCAGGAGAGCACUGGCAAGAGGGCCACAUCACUUGCUGUACCUGAAACAAAAGCUUCUGUUAGCCGAAUCCUCAACGAAGAUGCCUCGAUAGCUGCGAGACCUACUCCGAGCGGAUCACAUCAGCCAGACUUUGGGAAACCCAUCAGCAAUAAAAUCUCUGUGGCUCGAGAAAGAAAAGCUGCUCGCACUGUUGCGAUUGUAAUAGGGGUCUUUACGGUUUGUUGGAUGCCUUUCUUUGUGGCAGUAUCGGCGGCUUCUGUCUGUCGGUCUUGUGAUCCUCAGCAGUUCCAUCUUCAGGUUCUUACGUUCAUAGGCUAUGCAAAUAGUGCCGCCAAUCCAAUCAUCUACACUAUCUUCAACAAGGAGUUCAGACAAGCUUUCAAGAAGAUACUACACUGUAAAUUCAGAUAGACGUAGAUACAAUCACAACCUGGCAAGAAUGGACUCGGUAUAUACUUG
This is a messenger RNA of Lytechinus variegatus (green sea urchin), 3089 nucleotides long. RefSeq lists its product as uncharacterized. Lineage: Eukaryota; Metazoa; Echinodermata; Echinoidea; Temnopleuroida; Toxopneustidae. The transcript has 2 exons. Gene Ontology annotation, biological process: adenylate cyclase-activating adrenergic receptor signaling pathway. Gene Ontology annotation, molecular function: G protein-coupled receptor activity. Bases 867 to 3041 code for a protein of 724 amino acids. The record is from RefSeq and is a predicted model, not a curated record. Gene Ontology annotation, cellular component: membrane.